Messenger RNA from Arabidopsis lyrata subsp. lyrata, 1947 nucleotides. RefSeq names its product calcineurin B-like protein 6. NCBI's taxonomy places the organism in Eukaryota, Viridiplantae, Streptophyta, Magnoliopsida, Brassicales, Brassicaceae. The record is from RefSeq and is a predicted model, not a curated record. Gene Ontology annotation, molecular function: kinase binding; calcium ion binding. The transcript has 8 exons. Gene Ontology annotation, biological process: calcium-mediated signaling. Bases 916 to 1596 code for a protein of 226 amino acids.
AGGAAAGAAUCCAUGGGUACAUAAAGAGAGAGCCUAGCCAAGUUAAUAUGUGGUGUUUUAGAGUGGAAGUGAGAUUGUGAUUGUCUUGCAGUAUUAGCUUGGAUGCGGCUAUGAAAUGAUGAAAUGGUUAAGCCUGUGCUGCGACUUGGAAGCACUUAUUCAAAUUUGUCCCAACAAAACAACAAUCACCAUUUUUACAACAUAAAGUUGAAUGGUUGACUAUUUGCUAUAAAAGAGAGCAGAUUUGACAUCUUUACCAUUCACUUUCGAUUAGUUCGUAUUCAAAAAAAUCCAGAGACUUUGGUUGGUUUGGCCAUGCUCAACUAAAAAGAUAGAAACCCCUUGUGCUCUGCCUCAGUCCCAUAUGUACUUGGAAUCAACGUUUUUCUUUUGCCUUGUCAGGUUUACAAAACGCUUCUUGGAAGGAGGAGAUUCAACACCUUGCUGUUAGAUAACUACAAAGGUAUGUACCUGUGAAGAAGAGGUCAAAAAGAAGCAACAGAGAGGAUCAACAAAGUCUGACAUUGAAACACAGAUCGUUAGUGGUUAGAAGGGCUGGAUUCAUUCUGUGCCAAAGCUGGCUUUGUGAAUGUUGUUCCCAAAAACAGACAUUUUUUUUGGUCUUGUACACUUGUGUAUCUUAUUAGUUAUGAUGAAUCCAUCAUAGUAUCUUCUCUUUCUCGAAAUGUCAACUUGUUAGAGUGGUCACCAACUAAGAGUUGACUUAUUUACGCCAACGAACUAGUAGAUCCUUUCCCAUGUCUCAGCAGCCAACAACAACUUUUAUGAAGAGAGAGAAAUAUCAGAUCGUGGUCAAAAAAGAAUUUCUCUUGGAACAAGUCGUAUCAUCUGAAGCUUCUUUACACGCUAACGAGGAAAAAAGAAAAGGCAUGGAAAUAGUGAGUUUUGGGAAAGAUGAUGAUGCAAUGUUUAGAUGGAAUAAAGCAGUUAUCCUUAAUUCUGUUGACUUGUUGUGAUUCUGAUCUUCCCAAGGGUCGUCAGAACCCUAAAGAUGUGGCUAGAGGCACUGUGUUUACUGUGAAUGAGAUUGAAGCACUUUACGAACUGUUCAAGAGCAUUAGCAAAGACGGGCUUAUCGACAAGGAACAAUUUCAAUUGGUACUAUUCAAGAUGAACACAACGAGAAGCCUUUUUGCUGAUAGGGUGUUUGACUUGUUUGAUACCAAGCAUACUGGGAUUCUAGAUUUUGAAGCCUUUGCUCGUUCUCUUUCGGUCUUUCACCCCAAUGCUAAAUUUGAGGAUAAGAUUGAGUUUUCUUUCAAGCUGUAUGAUCUGAAGCAGCAAGGUUAUAUAAAGAGACAGGAGGUCAAGAAAAUGGUUGUGCGGACUCUAGCUGAAUCUGGCAUGAACCUUUCUGAUCAUGUGAUCGAGAGCAUCAUAGACAAGACAUUUGAAGAAGCUGAUACUAAACUGGAUGGGAAGAUUGAUAAGGAAGAGUGGCGGAGUCUUGUGUUGCGCCAUCCCUCUCUGUUGCAGAACAUGAGCCUUCAACAUCUCAAAGACGUAACGAAGACGUUUCCAAAUUUUGUAUUUCACACUAUAGUGACAGACACUCCUAGUGAGCUGGAUAGAUGAUCAGGGAUGUGAAGAAAAGACCAAAACCUUUACAAGAUCAUUCAUACUCGAUUCUAUCUUCUUCUCCAUUCAUCUAUUACAACCCUCCUUUUUUUUUUUUAACAAAUACGUUUUGAAAACCGCAGUACCCCUUCACAGGUUUGUAUCCGCAAACUUGUGCGGUUUAUCUUAUCAGUUGAAGUGUGCAAGUUGAUUCUUUUACUCGGCAUUAAAGAGAUUAUGAUAUCCUUCAAUGUGUAUAAACUUUGUUCUUACCAAUCUAAUCGUACCUGAAAACUUGUUUGGCAUGAAAUUUUUGUAACAAAUAUAAAAGGGCACUAUGAUAUAAUGAAAACCACUUUUCAAGUUCAA